AUGGUCAUGGCAAUAAAUGACUUAGACUUCACUCGAAGUGAAGAAGACCUAAAAUUCUGGCGUAAUGAAAUCUCGCAUCCUCUCCUGUCUCUGAUGCAGAGUGCUGGUUACUCUGUCGAUGAUCAGAAGCACUAUGCCGAUUUCGUAAACCAAUUCGUCGUCCCGUCACUUGGUCCUCGUCCAAACACAACCAAGGCGGGCACAAGACUGCCUCAUUUCGAUAGUUUCUGUUCCGAUGACUUCUCGCCCGCCGAGCUCAGCUGGAAUGUUGGGCUCAAGAAAUCCAAGAUUCGAGUCGGAUCCGAACCUAUCGGUCGCUUUGCUGGAACAGCAAAAGAUCCAUUUAACCAAGACGAACCUGAGGUGGUCAUGUCACGGUUGAUUCGCCAUGGCGGUGGCCAAAUCGACGGUCAGCUAUGGGAGUUCUUCAAGAAACACCUUCAUGUCGAGGCCAAAUAUGCCCACGACAUUGUGUCAAAAAUGGCACCCAAUGAGCACAUGACGACCAACACUAUCUCAUUCGACUUGGAGGGCGAGUAUCCCGUGCCGAAAGUGUACUUCUACCCCAUUCCCAUCUCGCUUCUGCUGGAAAACCAUGCCGGCGAGAUCAUCACCGACGUUAUCGGGCAGCUGCCUCUCAACCUUGGGCCCUCCUUCAAUUAUAUACGCAAAUUCGUCUAUAAAUACAAGAAGCAGCGCGACAAUGAGAGCAUUCUGAGGCUAGAGUUGAUCGCCUUCGACGCCGUCCAGCCAACUGAUGCGCGCUUCAAACUGUACCUGCGGACCAAAGAAACCUGUCUGGCACGGGUAGAGGAGAUUUACACACUCGGAGGAUCUCUCGCGGGUCCCAAUAUCGAGGCUGGCCUGGACCUGAUUCGGUUGUUCUACCUACAUGUCUUGGGGUUGACUGCUCCUGAGGAAAGUUUACCUCAGAGCUGGCACCGAACAUCGGGCAUCAUAUUCAACAUGGAAAUGGUGCACAACCGCACCGAGCCAGUUCCGAAGGUGUAUAUUCCGGUGCGCCAUUACGGUGGAACAGACCUCCGAAUUGCCCAUUCCCUCGGCAGCUUUUUCCGUGCUUGUGGGCUUCAUCAUAUUGCCGACAGAUACGUCGACGCAGUGCAGAAAGCUUUCCCGACCCAGGACUUCUCUAACACGAUUGGGAGACAUUCAUAUGUCGGCCUGUCAUACAACAAGGAUGGGCCAUAUGUAACUUUGUACUAUAAUACUAUGACCUUCUCCGCGGGAAACGAGCGGGAUGGGAGCGGCAAGCUGGUCGGGCCGGCUGCGAUGAGGCAGCGUCAUUUGCUAGAUUGA
Messenger RNA from Colletotrichum truncatum, 1317 nucleotides. Its product is annotated as tryptophan dimethylallyltransferase (aromatic prenyltransferase). Gene Ontology annotation, molecular function: transferase activity, transferring alkyl or aryl (other than methyl) groups. Gene Ontology annotation, biological process: alkaloid metabolic process. The record is from RefSeq and is a predicted model, not a curated record. Lineage: Eukaryota; Fungi; Ascomycota; Sordariomycetes; Glomerellales; Glomerellaceae.